CAAAAAUGUCCUUAUUUAAAGCCCGGGAUUGGUGGUCUAUUACUCUGGGAGACAAAGAAGAAUUUGAUCAAGGCUGUUUAUGUUUGGCAGAUAUUGACAGUAUUGGAAAUGGACAAGACAAGAUAAUUGUGGGUAGCUAUAUGGGAUACCUAAGAAUCUUUAACCCCCAUCCUGUGAAAACAGGAGACAGUGCCCAAGCUGAAGAUCUGCUUCUAGAAGUGUACCUGCAAGACCCAAUCCUGCAGGUGGAAGUAGGAAAGUUUGUCUCAGGUACCGAAGUGCUUCAUUUGGCUGUGUUGCAUUCUAGAAAGCUUUGUGUCUACUCUAUCUCAGGUACUUUGGGUAAUGUGGAACAUGGUAACCAAUAUCAGAUCAAAUUGAUAUAUGAACAUCAUCUUCAGAGAACAGCCUACAAUAUGACUUAUGGACCAUUUGGUGGUGUCAAAGGUCGAGAUUUAAUUUGUAUCCAGUCUAUGGAUGGGAUGCUGAUGCUGUUUGAGCAGGAAAGCUUUGCUUUUGGGAGAUUUCUCCCUGGUUCUUUACUCCCGGGUCCUCUUGCAUACAGUUCUCGUACAGAUUCCUUCAUUACUGUUUCUUCUUGCCGACAAGUGGAAAGUUACAAGUACCAAGUACUUGCUUUUGCAACGGAUGCAGAUAAAAAACAAGAAACCGAACAACAAAAACUUGGUUCUGGAAAAAGACUGGUUGCGGAUUGGACUCUAAAUAUUGGGGAGCAAGCCCGUGAUAUAUGUAUUGUUUCUUUUAAUCAGCCAGUAUCUUCCAUUUUUGUUCUUGGUGAGAGAAGCCUUUUUUGCCUUAAGGAAAAUGGACAAAUUCGAUUCAUGAAGAAGCUCGAUUGUAGUCCAAGUUGUUUUCUCCCAUACUGCUCAGUUUCUGAAGGAACAAUAAAUGUUUUGAUUGGAAACCAUAACAGCAUGUUGCAUAUUUAUCAGGACGUGACACUAAAGUGGGCUUCUCAACUUCCUCAUAUUCCGGUUGCAGUAAAAGUGGGGUCUUUGCAUGAUUUAAAGGGAGUGAUAGUGACUCUGAGCGACGAUGGUCACUUGCAGUGUUCUUACCUGGGGACAGACCCUUCUCUGUUCCAGGCUCCCAAGGUUGAAGCCAGAGAACUGAACUAUGAUGAUCUUGAUAGAGAGUUGAAAGAACUUCAGACAAUCAUCAAAGACGUUAACAGAUCACAAGGAAUUUGGCCAAUGACUGAGAGGGAAGAUGACUUGAAAGUGUCAGCUGUGGUUUCUCCUAGCUUUGAUUCAGGACCGCAAGCUCCUGAUGGUGAAGUAGGAACUGACAAUGGCCCUUCUGUCACAGUGAAGGUCACGCUGCAGAAUCGAGUGGCAUUGCAAAAAGUCAAACUCUCAGUCUAUGUGCAUUCACCAUUGGCAUUAACUUGUGAUCAGUUCACAUUUGAACUUACUGCACCAGAUAUGUUUAAAACAGUAGUCUUUUCUGUGUACCUGAAAGGAAAUUAUACACCCUCUGAGUUGGAAGGAAAUGCUGUUGUUUCUUACUCCAGACCAACAGAUCGAAAUCCUGAAGGUAUUUUUCGAGUUAUCCAAUGUAAAUUUAGACUUCCCUUGAAGUUAAUAUGCUUACCAGGUCAGCCCUCCAAGACUGCAAGCCACAAGCUGACUAUUGAUACAAAUAGAUCUCCUGUCAGCCUUCUCAGUCUCUUUCCGGGUUUUGCCAAUCAGUCAGAAGAUGAUCAGGUGAAUGUAAUGGGAUUUCGCUUCUUAGGAGGUUCCCAAGUGACUGUUCUUGCUUCCAAAACCUCUCAAAGAUACCGCAUUCAGAGUGAACAGUUUGAAGAUCUCUGGCUCAUAACAAAUGAACUUAUUAUCCGCCUUCAAGAACAUUUUGAGAAACAAGGAAUCAAAGAUUUUGCCUGUUCUUUUACUGGAUCCAUGCCUCUGCAAGAAUAUUUUGAAUUGAUUGAUCAUCAUUUUGAGCUUCGGAUAAAUGGUGAAAGAUUAGAAGAACUGUUAUCAGAAAGGGCUGUGCAGUUUCGGGCUAUCCAGCGUCGACUGUUAACAAGAUUGAAAGACAAAAUCCCUGGUCCUCUCCAGCACCUGGACACCUUAUUAGAUGGGACUUACAAACAGGUAAUCGCUCUAGCAGAUGCCAUCGAGGAGAACCAAGACAAUCUGUUGCAGUCAUUCAGCAGACUGAAAAGUGCCACCCAUUUGGUGGUCCUGCUCAUUGGGCUGUGGCAAAAGCUUAGUGCUGAUCAGACCACUAUUUUGGAAGCAACAUUUCUCCCUCUUCAGCAAGACUCUCAAGAACUGGGCUGGGAAGAAACAGUGGAUGCUGCUAUUUCUCACCUUUUAAAAACCUGCCUAUCGAAGAAUUCCAAAGAGCAGGCUUUGAGCCUCAGCAGCCAACUGGGCAUCCCCAAAGAUACAAGCCGAUUGAAGAAACAUAUCACCCUCCUCUGUGAUCGGUUGGCCAAAGGUGGGCGUCUCUGUCUCAGUACCGAUGCUGCUGCCCCGCAGACAAUGGUCAUGCCAGGUGGCUGUACUACGAUCCCAGAAUCAGAGCUAGAGGAAAGAGCAGUAGAACAAGACGCUUCUGAGCUGUUUACCAACCACAAACACCUCAUCACAGAUAUGUCUCCACCUGAAGUUUCACCCCUCCAAGGAGAAUAGAGUUGAAGUAGAUUUUUCUGAUCAAAAAAGAAGAGGACGGUCCCAGUGCUGAUCCUGUGUGAAAAUCAUGCCAAGUCCAUUCAUUCUACCUGGAAAUGACACAGUACAGAGAGGGGGAUCUGGAUCUUUCACUUUGCAAAGAGGGAUUGUACAACAAGGAAAGGCGGUUUCAACUUGUUUUACCAGGAAAGGAUAUUGCUGCUUUUUCAGUCAUCGUAUAAUUGCAGCCACAGGAUGGAUAAAUAGUGAGAUGUCAUCAUUUUGGAACAGACUUUAUCAUCAAAAACGUAGAUUCAAAAUUAUUUGAUAUCCCAUUUUUUUCUCCACAGAAUUCUUAUAGAGUAAAUGUAUCCAGUUUAAUAAAGCAUCUCAUUGUUAAACAAAUAA
This is a messenger RNA of Suncus etruscus (white-toothed pygmy shrew), 3050 nucleotides long. It is a transcript of the gene BBS9, whose product is annotated as Bardet-Biedl syndrome 9. The transcript is spliced from 22 exons. Gene Ontology annotation, cellular component: membrane; BBSome. The record is from RefSeq and is a predicted model, not a curated record. The coding region runs from base 6 to 2663 and encodes 885 amino acids. Gene Ontology annotation, biological process: cilium assembly. NCBI's taxonomy places the organism in Eukaryota, Metazoa, Chordata, Mammalia, Eulipotyphla, Soricidae.